AUGAAUGACAUGAGCCUGCCGCCACCCCCUCCGCCGCCUCCGCCGCCGGAGGAGCAGGCGUUUGAUGGAAAUCCCUUCGGCUCACUUGUCCAGCCGGCGCCCCUGAUCUUGAGGUGCAAAGUGGCUCUUUUGGGAGACUCUGCGUCAGGAAAGACCUCCUUGGCACAAGUUUUCCAGGGGGGCGCGCAAAGCUUUCCGAAGAACUACAACAUGACGAUCGGUAUCGACUUCCUCGUCAAAAGGGUGAGUAUACCAGACACCAACGUCGUCGUGGAAUUGUAUAUCGUGGACUGCGGCGGCUUCGCUGUUUGCCAGGACGUGCUGAGGCCUCACUGGGAGAACGCCAAUGCCGUGAUGCUGGUCUACGAUGUUUCGAACCCUGAAAGCUUUGGCCACCUGGAAGACUGGUACGCCCAGCUGAAGCACGCCCGGGGCGACAGCGCCAUCUCGGGAGUAGUUAUCGCCACCAAGACGGACCUGCUUGAUCGACCGGGCUGCGUGUCGUCGGAGCAGGGACACCAGUUCAGUGGCGAGAGAGGCUUGGAGUUCUUCGAGACGUGCUCUGGGAAAGGGAUCGUCGAUGCUCCGCCUGGAGCUUAG
Molecule: messenger RNA, 600 nt
Organism: Symbiodinium sp. CCMP2592
Lineage: Eukaryota; Dinophyceae; Suessiales; Symbiodiniaceae
Source: the annotation of a GenBank genome assembly